GGCCGUUGCUGCUCCUCGCGCUCGCAGUUGAAGGCGAAGCGCGGCUCGCGGUGCCCUCGCGAAACUCUCUCCUCGUCACUUGCUGCUGCUGCACCCUCCCGCCAACUAAAGUCGUCCACUCUCCAUCCUCAUCCAUCCUCCUCGUCUCGUGCAGCCGUCACCUCGUGGACUCGACCCCACGUGCCCUCGGCGUUGGCGCUUCGACUCGACCCAGAGACGCGCCGUUCGGAUGUCACAGAUAUAAACACUCCCGCUACCCCGCAAGACUACGGGAGGUGCCACGGCCAUGUGAACGUAUGCGCACCAUUCAUCUGAUCGUACGAUGAGAACGAGAAUCUGGACGUGAGCGUUGUUGGGACCGUGUUCGCUGGCACGGUGUGCGAAGCUUUCGCGCGGAAGACGAUGGUGGCGCACCACUCCCUUGUGCGUUAGCGUUUGCAGCCUUCCCGCAGCGACGAUGGCCGGUGGCGUGAUGGCUUUCCCGGCGGUGUUUUUCCUGCUGGCGCUCGUCCUCCUGGCGAGCUUGGCGGGAGGUCAGUCGGGCGUGCCGUCCACCACGCUGGACUACGGGCAAGUUCCUACGGCCACGUACGUGACCGACACGAACUACGACGCCGGCGCCAUCGGGACGCUCUUCUUGAUGGUGCACAAGUUUCUGGACCUCGUUCAGCCGAAUUCAUUUCCUCACGAGCUACUCGCCAAAGCUUUGAAGCAAGGUUUUGGAGUCGUAAACAAGGACUAUCACCAGGCUGAGAGAGUAGUCUUGAUGCUCAAGAUCAUCUACUAUGAGCUCGGCUUCAUCGUGUGCGCGGCAUUGGGCGUCGCCUUCCUGCUGCUGCUGCCGCUGGUGGGCUGCUGCCUGUGCAUGUGCCGCUGCUGCGGGAACUGCGGCGGAGAGAUGCACCAGAGGCAGCGGAAGAACGCCGACUGCAAGCGCAGCUGCUUCGGCGCCACGCUCUUCCUCGUCACGCUCGUCAUCGCGGCGGGCAUUGUGUGUGCCUACGUGGCCAACCACAACGUGACCAACACCGUCCGGCAGUCGGAGACCCUGCUGUCGAGCAACUUCAAGGACGUGCGCACCCUGCUCAACACUACGCCCGGCCAAAUCGACUACAUCGUUGAAAAGUACAACAUCACGAAGGACAGGGCGGUUUCCGAUCUCGACCAGGUGGGACCAUUGCUGGGCCAGAGGAUCCAGAGUCGGCUGGGCACGAAGGUUUAUCCCGCGCUGCAGGCUGCCCUACAGAUGGCCAACGUCACUGGGGGGAAAAUCACCAAAGUGAUGUCGGCGACGCGCCAGGCGCUGCUGGACGUCAACACGUCGCUCUCGGUGCUGCGCGACGGCACCGAGAGGCUGCAGAGGAACUUGACGACCGUGCGCAACAGCCUUAACGCGACCCUCAAUGACCCCAUGUGCCAGAGGGCACAGCAGUGCGCCGCCAUGUCGGCGCAGCUCGUCGUGCUGGAUAUCCACGCCGACUUCAGCUUGCUGCAGGACGUGUCCCGGGAAUUGGAGCAGGUGAACAGACUGCUAGACACCAACAUUACAGCGAUGGUUGACAAGGGUUACGCAACUUUUAAUGACACGCCUGAAAUCAUCACACAGCAAACGAGGAACAUCGCUGCAGGCGUGAAGGAUCUACUGGACAACGUGGGCGCCAGCAUCAAGACGACGGCGAAGCAGCUGCCCAUUCAGGUCAUAGUGAACAACGGCACCCAGUACCUGGACAUGGGGCAGGCGCUGGUGCACAAGCACCUGCCCACGGUCGACCAGUACAACUUCUACAGGUGGCUCGUGUGCAUCGUCCUGUGCUCGCUCGCGGGCCUCGUGGUGCUCUUCAACCUGUUGGGCCUGCUGUGCGGGGCGUGUGGCUACGACAAGCACGCGACGCCCACCACGCGCGGCUGCAUCUCCAACACCGGCGGAAACUUCCUGAUGGCUGGCGUGGGCUUCAGCUUCAUCUUCUCGUGGCUGCUGAUGCUGGUGGUGACGCUCACGUUCGUUCUGGGCGGGAACGUGGAAAAGCUUUUCUGCCAGCCCUUGGCUGACAAGAACCUCUUUAAGUUCUUCGAUACGCCCAAUCUGUUCAAGCCGAAGUAUCUCUUGCCAGGAGUUCUCUUCAACAAGCCAGACCUGAACAUGACCAUUGAGGGCGUAUACAGUGAUUGCAAAAUGAACAAAGGGAUUUAUUCUGCUUUUCAACUCUCAAAUCUAUUCAACUUGGACAGCCUCCUGAACAUAACUCAGUAUACGAAUGACAUCACGAGCAAAUUUGACCCCAUCAAUGUAAACCUCUCGGACAUGAAGCUGCUGGAACCCAGUGUCAAGCAGAGCCUGCUGGACUUCGCCGCCACAGGAAUCGACAAAAUCGACUUCAGCGCAUUCACCGCAGAGCUCAGCAAAGGCAUUACCAAGGUUGAUCUGCUUCUGUUUGCCGAUGAACUCAGUGAAAAAGCUAACAACCUGAGCGGGGCACUGGCUAACGCGCUGCGGGGACAUGCGGCAAGCAUCCGCUGGAUUCACUAUAACCAAGUGGUAGUUCUCAACAGCAGCAUGAAAUAUACUGGAGCAAGGAGUACUUUGAGCAAGAGUUUGAAUUCUCUCCAGAGGACAUCCCUUGCUCUGCAGAGUGAGAUUACAGAAGUCAUUGACAAAUUGGACAUUGCCCAGAGUCUCAUCAAUAACAAUGCCUCACAGGUUAUCAUUGGGGAAACGAAGACCUAUAUGAAGACUAUAAUAGGAUACUUUGAGAGUUACGUUACUUGGACAAAGUUUUCCAUUUCCAACAAGGUGGCCACCUGCAAACCGGUCUCCAAUCUGGUCGACUCUGUGGACAUCAUUGCGUGCAGCUACGUGAUGGACUCGCUGAACGCGUUUUGGUUUGGCCUCGGUUGGGCGACGGUGUUUUUAAUUCCGAGCAUCAUUUUUGCCGUGAAGCUGGCAAAAUACUACCGGCGCAUGGACACCGAGGACGUGUACGAUGAAGAUGAACACAUACCUAUGACCAACCCCUACUGUGGAGAGAGCUGGGAGCGUUGUCCCCGAGCCUUGACCCCUCCCAGGCAAGCUGAGUGGGGAGAGCAACCCUAAGAUAACCAGGGUAUGGAUUUGAUUGACCAGCCAAUAGUGUAACGGGAUGAAGAUGGCAGUGAGGAAAUCGGUUCGUUCUGGCGGUGGUGUGGAACCGCGACAAGAAUUCGACAUGUUCUUGAAAACUGUAAACUCUCCACUGUGCUGCAGUGUGCCUGUGGAGCUAUUUUAAUUGCUUUAUCAUUGGCUGGAUUUUUUUUAUACACAUUAUUUUACGUGACAAUGUAACUUUGUUUUUUACCCGAGAAUGUCAACCCUUUAGCAGUAAAGUAAGUUGAGUGUAAAAUAAAUACAGCUAUGCUUGAGCACUCUAGCGCAAGCUUACCCAAUAAAUAGCGUUGUUGUUUUCCGCACGUCAAACGUUCCUCUUUCCUGGUGUUUUGUUAUGUUGAUUUGGUUUGUUUUGUUGAGUCUGUGGGAGCGCCAACACUGCAGCCACAUCGCGUUCAAGAAUGAUGAAAGCAGUAAACAAUUUCUGUACAUUAAAAAGCAGUAACAUAGAUGACAGUUGUAUUACAAGUACUGCUAUGACUUGUUCCUACGUUCUUUGAUGCUUACCUUGUUUUUAAGUCCUGCAAGUCCCUUGCCAUGUAACCAAUAUUUGGCAGACGCUGUAUAAGCUUGUCUUGCACUAGAUAUAUUGAAUGUGUAGCAUGUAUAUUUUUGUGUUAUAACAACACCAUACACCUUACAUUUGUACAGUAACUCACACAGUCGUAGUUUUAUAUUUUAUUGAUUAAAUAACAUUGCUCGGUUUAUUCUAUAAGGAAAAGAUGGCAGCCUUCACCACCGAGCUCCAUCCUUAAGAGUCUGCAGUUGAAUUGCCUUGGGGCAAAUUGAAAACUCAUUUCUCUAGAACUGUUUUUGUGUUUAGUUUGUUGUCCUUCCCCCGCACCUCAGAUUAUUAUCACGGUUGGCUACAUACGGUGCGAAAGAAGUUCAACAUACACACGUUUAUAUACAUCCACUUGCAGCACAUCGUGGCAUCCCCACAAGUGUACAUUUGGCUUUCAUUAGUUUUGUACUCUUGUCUCUUUUUUUGUUAAAAAAAGGAAACUGUGGUUCAGCCGAUUUAAUCGCACUGACAGCACAUGAUGAGGCCAGUGUAGUAACUCCCAACUGCCCCCCCCCCAUGUACAACAAUCUAAUGCAGUGCUCGCCAAUAUAACUUGAACACUCUCUGAGUGUGAUUCGGAUUUUAAAUGAUUUCAUUUGGAGCCCUCGUCGUUUACAUGAUGUUUAGCGAAGUCCUGAGUCCAAUCCCUCUUGCUUGCGAUGGACAGAUGUUCCGCGUAGAAAAAAAGUCUGCUGUGGAACAACAAUCAACAGUAGGCAAAGAUGAAUAAUAUUUGUUCAACAACUUCUCAGACGAAUUAAUUUAUAAACUUAAGUUGUUUUAUUUUCAUGUAUGCUAAAAUUAUGUUUUCAUUAUUUUGCUUGAAACAUUAACUUUCAUUUUAUUGAUGAUUAACGAUUUUAUUAAGGUUGGUUUUCCUGUGUGCGAGUGGAAGGAUACACAUAGAGUGCAGAUUGAUUAUGUAGUUCUUAUUUAUUUUACUAGAAUAUAUAAAAGAGAUUUAGAGUUUUAUGUCAUCUAUUUAUAUUUUUAAAUAGAAAAGUAUUUGUCAUAUGACUACUACUACGAAAAUGUAUGUUGAUUGUAGGUAUACAAAGUUCAAGUGAUGGUCGUGGAAAUUUUCUAUCACGGUUUAAUAUUCGUACAGUGCACCAUUAAUGAACAAUUCAUAUUUCAAGUUGUAUUCAAGUACUGUCACAUGAACACACGCAACCACAUCGUAUAAUGUGGGUGUCUGUACCGUAGCGAAUUACCACGAUUAACUGUACACUGCCACUUAAAGAGAGCGAAAACUGUUGCUUAAAAUUGCUGCCUACAUGUAUGCACGUAGCAUCACAGCGCGAGUUUUAAAAAGUAUAAAAGUUUGAACAAAAAUAUUAAACCGUUAUAACAUUCGCAUACGCGUGCACAUUCAUUAUAAGAGCGCAGCGUUCUGCCACCAAACGCCGGUGGAUUCCACUCCCAAGUUUGACAUCGCAUGUUAUGGGGGCCCCCACGUUAUGGCCCCACUUGGCCAGCUUGUGUACCGUUGUGUUCUCUUACUUUUGAAACGACGAAUGUGAAGACCACGUAGGUCUAAGAGGGGUGGGCAACUAUUUGUAUGAUCAAACGGACAAGGGUUGUCGGUGUUCCCACUUUUGGGAGGUUAUUGCCCGAGGAGCAGCCAUGGGGCACGAUUCCAGCCCAUCUCGAACCACAGCACAACUCCCCACCACAACGGGCUGCUGUCGUGUUCAUGGCCUGAAGAAAGGCAGCCACAUUCGUUUGGCAUUUAUUUUUCAGAGGUUAUAGAGGCACGGGUGCAUUUUUGUAUUGCCGGCGGAAAUUAACGUACGGAUGAAACUAUCUUUUUUUUAGCUAACUGCGUAUGUAAUGUAGAAUCUUCUGCUUACAAAAUUAAGGCGAGGUUGGCAGGGGGUGGCUGUCAUAUGACUGAGCCAGUCACGUCUCGAAAAUGUAAGCGAUUUUUUUUCACUCCCGAAUUGGCAACUUUGACGAAUGCUGCAAAUGAAAAUUGACAUUGUAAGUGGCAAUAGUUGUAACGUUACAGCCUUUGCAUACUCUAUUUUAGAAUAUCUUUGUAAUAUACACACCUUUCAAAUGUUCCACUGCCUACGCGGGUGUGCUGCAUGGCUCUCCGAUGCGUUUGCGGGUUGUACCACGAGUUAUUGGGCGAAAUGUCCGACGUUUCGUUCCUAGCUGUGGGAGCUUGUGCAGGAAUGAUCGCACUGCGUGGUGGGAGAGCUUCGGCAUAAAUGAGUUAACAUUGGAGAGCGAUGCAAAUGUUCCCGCUGUGUAGAAUACCUGAUCUGUACUGUCAUCUGUAACUCUCCUUUAAAGAACGUACAGUCUGAGUUUACAGGCGUUUUACAUUAACACGUUGAUAUUCUACACCCGGCGUUCACUUUAAAGACCAAGUUUUGUUCUGUCUGCACCCAAGACCCGUUGAAUAAAUGUGAUGAUCAUCUCUUA
Molecule: messenger RNA, 6140 nt
Organism: Lethenteron reissneri (Far Eastern brook lamprey)
Lineage: Eukaryota; Metazoa; Chordata; Hyperoartia; Petromyzontiformes; Petromyzontidae
Gene: PROM1
Product: prominin 1
Cellular component (GO): cilium; microvillus; apical plasma membrane
Molecular function (GO): cholesterol binding
Source: RefSeq, a predicted model, not a curated record